AUGAAGGCCAACUUUGCCCUUCUGGCUCUCACUGCCGGCCAGGUCUCCGCUCACUGGGGUAACUGGAAGGAAGCCCCCAAGUACACCCCUCCUCAAGCUAUCGACAACAAGUGUGAGGAGAACCAGAAGAAGGGCUGGCAGUGGGAUGACCUCCAGCUCGGCCAGUUCGAGAAGUACAACGACUGGGAUUUCAAGGGCUGGUCCUGUGGAACCGACAAGUCGAAGCGCGAUCUCUCUGGCCGACACUUUGGCAAGUCUAUCUUUGCCGACUGUGGUGGUAAGAAGGAAGAGGCCCCCUCAUUCGGAUGCGGUGCCGGCAGCAAGCAGAAGGAGUUCUCUCUCCACAAGUUCCACGUGAAGCCCGAGUUCGACUGCCGUCUCGAGUUCCACUACGACAUGCCUGAUGGCUCAAUUUGCAAGCACCAGGCCGACUGUUCCAAGGAUGGUACUGAUGUCUACAACACCCAGUGUGGUGGUGCCAAGAAGGUUCACUUCGUCUACCCCCCGCAGCCCAACAAGCCCAAGGACAAGUGCCGAGUUGAGAUUCCCCAGAUCGAUUUCAACUGUGAGAAGCCCUCUUUCCCCAAGUACCCCAAGCCAUCUUUCCCCCCCUCCGACGACAAGACCAAGACUAUCCCCAGCGGUGAGAACACCCAGACUGUUCCCGCUGAGGAGCAGACCACCGACUUCUCCUCUCCCGCCGAGACCACUGCUCCUUACGGUGACAACACUGAGACUAUCCCCGCUGGCGAGAACACCGAUACUGUCCCUGCCGGUGAGAACACCAAGACUGUCCCUGCUGGUGAGGAGACUACCGCUCCUGUUGCCGACAACACCGAGUCUGUCCCCGUUGAGGAGACCAAGACCGUCCCUGCCGGCGAGCAGACCACUGACUUCUCCUCCCCUGCUGAGACCACCUCCGCCCCUGUAGCCGACAACACUGAGACCGUUCCCGCCGGUGAAGAGACCACUGUCCCUGCUGGUGAGGAGACCAAGACCGUCCCCGCUGGUGAAGAGACCACUGUCCCUGCUGGCGAGAACACCAAGACUGUCCCUGCUGGUGAGGAGACCACCGCUCCUGUUGCUGACAACACCGAGUCUGUUCCCGCUGAGGAGACCAAGACCGUCCCUGCUGGUGACAAGACCACCGAUGUCACAUCUCCUUUCGAGACCACCUCUGCCCCUGUUGGUGAAGAGACCCAGACCCUCCCCGCUGGUGAGAACACUGAGACCCUUCCCGCUGGUGAGAACACCAAGACUGUCCCUGCCGGUGAGGAGACCACUGUCCCCGUUGCCGACCGCACCGAGACCGUUCCUGCUGGUGAGACUUCUGUCAAGACCACCGUCUACGACAGCACCUCUACCAUCUACACCACCGACGUGAAGACCAUUACUUCUUGCGGUCCCGAGGUUACCAACUGCCCCGUCACUGCUGGUACUCCCGUUGUUGUUACCGAGACUGUUGCCAUCUCUACCACCAUCUGCCCCGUUACCGAGACUCUUACUGGCGACAAGCCCGCUGGUACUAAGCCUGCUGGCGAGAAGCCCACUGGUGACAAGCCUGUUGAGGGUGGUGACAAGCCUGGCUACACUGCUCCCGCUGGCGAGAAGCCCGCCAAGACCACUGAGGGCUCUUCUCCCAACGCUACCACUGACGUCCCUGAGGAGGCUACCACUAUCGUCACCAGCUACGACAGCGUCUCUACCGUCUACAAGACUGAGGUCAAGACCAUUACCUCUUGCGGCCCUGAGGUCACCAACUGCCCUGUCACCGCUGGUGAGCCUGCUGUUGUUACCGAGACCGUCGCUGUUUCUACCACUCUCUACCCUGUCAUCGAGACCGUCACCCACAAGGCCCCCAAGCCCGUCGAGACUGGUUCUGAUGAGAAGCCUGUGACUCCCGAGGCUCCCAAGGACGGCUACGAGGUUCCUGAUGUUGUUCCCAGCUGCUUGAACACCUUCCUUGACUUCGUUGAGGACUGCAAGGACAACACUGACGCUGCCUGCUACUGCCCCUCCAAGGACUUCGUCGACAACGUCUUCCAGUGCCUUUACGCCCACGCUGAGAACGAUGACACCGUUGCCCAGGCCGUCUCCUUCUUCCAGGGUAUCUGCGCUCCUUACGUCGAGAAGAACCCCGGUAUCGCCACCGGUGCCGACUCUGUCACUGAGCACAUCACCGUUACAGGCACCACCAUCAUCACCUCUGCCCACUACACCACUGUCGUCGUCGCUACCACCAUCACUGAGCCUUACGUCACUGGCGGUUCCACCAUUGAGGGAUCCUCCACUGUCAAGACCAUUGAGACUGAGAUCGUCGUCCCCGAGGUUGGCUUCACUGACGGCCCUGGUGGUAACGGUCCUAUCCCUGCCCAGACUGUCCCCGCUGAUGUCCCCGCUGCCGGUACUGAGGCUCCUGCCGCCCCCGGCUACGAGGCUCCCGGUGCUGGUGAGACUCUUAUCACCAACAAGCCCGUUGUCGGUACUGGUGGUCUUCCCGCCCCUACCGCCACCCCUGGCGUUCCCGUGACUGCUGGUGCCGCUCGCAACGGCAUGGGCAUCGCCGCCGCCAUCCUGGCUGUUGCCAUUGCCCUUUAA
Fusarium poae is the source of this 2598-nucleotide messenger RNA. RefSeq lists its product as uncharacterized. NCBI's taxonomy places the organism in Eukaryota, Fungi, Ascomycota, Sordariomycetes, Hypocreales, Nectriaceae. The transcript has a single exon. Bases 1 to 2598 code for a protein of 865 amino acids. The record is from RefSeq and is a predicted model, not a curated record.